This is a messenger RNA of Penicillium crustosum, 2127 nucleotides long. Its product is annotated as rRNA (cytosine-C5-)-methyltransferase NOP2. Gene Ontology annotation, biological process: rRNA base methylation; maturation of LSU-rRNA. Bases 1 to 2127 code for a protein of 708 amino acids. Gene Ontology annotation, cellular component: nucleolus. Lineage: Eukaryota; Fungi; Ascomycota; Eurotiomycetes; Eurotiales; Aspergillaceae. Gene Ontology annotation, molecular function: rRNA (cytosine-C5-)-methyltransferase activity; RNA binding. The transcript is spliced from 2 exons. The record is from RefSeq and is a predicted model, not a curated record.
AUGGGUGUCGGUCGCCGUAUGAAGAAGCAGGGCCCUCCGGCCCCGCUCGACGAGUCAAAAAUUACAAUGCUUAAGAAACGCAAGGCUGGCGGGGCUGAGGCGCCUCCGAAGCCUGCACCAGCAAAGCGUCGCAGAUCUGACGCCGAUGAGGCUGCCUCGAAAAAGGAAGUCCCAAAGAAGAAGAAGGUCAAUGGUGCUACUCCCAAGGCCGAUUCCAAGGAAUCUAAGAAGCAACCGUCGGCCACAAAGAAGGCCGUGCCUGUGCCUGUGCCUAUGUCUGAUGAUGAUGAGGAUAUGGAAGAUGAUGAUGAGUUCGGUGAUCUUGAUGGAAUCAGUGAAGGCUCAAUGGAUAGCGACGAUGAGGUUGAAGGACUGUCAGACCUAGAGGAUGACAACUCAGUUGUCGAUUCUGACGAGGAGGGCCACACCCGUGGAGCCAUGUUCUCCGACGACGAGGACUCCGAUGCCGAAGAGAGAUUGACCGCCGCAAACAUCGAGGGUCUGUCGCGGAAGGAAGCUGCUCUGCAGACCAACAUCGCUGCACCCGAUGUGUUUGCCGACCAAACCCAGCAGGGACUCGCUCCCGAUCUGCAGCUGCUUCGCCAACGCAUCACAGACACCAUUCGAAUCCUGGGUGACCUGAAGACCCUCGGCCUGCCCGGUAAGUCGCGUACCGACUAUAUCGAUCUCCUGCUCGACGACAUCUGCACAUACUACGGCUACACUCGAUUCCUGGCCGAGAAGCUGUUCAACCUGUUCACCCCCAGGGAGGCCUUUGCCUUCUUCGAAGCUAACGAGACUCCUCGACCUGUCGUAAUCCGUACCAACACUCUACGAACCAACCGCCGCUCCCUCGCCCAGGCCCUCAUCAACCGUGGUGUUGUCCUCGAGCCCGUUGGCAAAUGGUCCAAGGUUGGCCUGCAAGUUUUCGAGUCUCCGGUUCCCCUGGGUGCCACCCCCGAGUACCUCGCCGGUCACUAUAUUCUCCAGGCUGCCUCUUCUUUCCUUCCCGUCAUGGCUCUCGCACCCCAGCCUAAUGAGCGUGUCCUCGAUAUGGCCUCUGCCCCCGGUGGUAAGACAACAUACAUGUCUGCCCUGAUGCGCAACACUGGCUGUGUCGUCGCAAACGAUGCCAGCAAGCCCCGUGCCAAGGGUUUGAUUGGUAACAUUCACCGUCUCGGCUGCAAGAACACCAUUGUGACGAACAUGGAUGCCCGCACUGCUUUCCCCAAGGCCAUGGGUGGCUUCGAUCGUGUUCUGCUUGAUGCUCCUUGCACCGGUACUGGUGUCAUCUCGAAGGAUCCCGGUGUUAAGACCUCCAAGAACGAGCGUGAUUUCCUCGCUAUUCCCCACAUGCAGCGCCAGCUUCUUUUGGCUGCAAUUGAUUCCGUUGACCAUGCCUCCAAGACCGGUGGAUAUGUUGUCUACUCUACUUGCAGUGUGACGGUGGAAGAGAACGAGGCUGUUGUGCAAUAUGUGCUUCGCAAGCGUCCCAAUGUCAAGAUCGUGGACACCGGUCUUGGUAGCUUCGGUAGCCCUGGAUUCCUCAGCUAUAUGGGCAAGACUUUCGAUCCCAAGAUGGCACUCACCCGCCGUUACUUCCCUCACCGCGAGAACGUUGACGGUUUCUAUGUCUGCAAGCUCAAGAAGACUGCCGUGACCCCUGUGGCCAAGUCGGAUGAUACCGAACCCCGUUCCAAGGGUCCCAAGAAGUCUCGUAGUGUUUCUUCAGCUGCCUCCACGGACGACGAGUCCAUUGACAAGACCCCAAUUGUUGAUGAGAAUGGACACGCCGCUGAUUUCGAGGGUGGCGCUUUCAGCUCAUUCGAGGAUCCCGAGGACGUUGAGCGUAUCGCUCGUGCCGAGCGCAACCGUCUGCGUCGCAAGGGUCUCAACCCUAAGGGUGUUCUGAACAAGCCCAAGAAGAGCAAGGUAGAGGUGUCAGAGAAGACAACCGAAACGGUGACGCCAAGCCAGGAAGAAGAGACCAAGACCGUUGGCUCAAAGAAGACUGUGGUUAAGGAAGAUAAGAAGCCUGCCAGCAAGGCCAAGGAGGAGAAGAAGACUGCGACCAAGGGCAAGGUUGAGAAGAAGGAUAAGAAGUCGGCCAAGAAGGCUAGCAAAUGA